AUGAAGGAAGUGGAGAUCUCCACCCUCCAGCCUCCCCCUGACACUUCUCAUAAAUAUUACCAAGGCUUAUUCGGGAGGCUCCCACCAUAAAGUCACAUCGUGUCCUGGUUUUAACAAGUUUUCGACCGUAAAAAAAUCGGAAAUUUGCUCUUUUUUUCCCUUCGCCACCGCGUUGGCAGUAUCGGAUGCGCUCCAGCCACCGUUUUUCCAACUCGAACUUUACGCGCCGGCUACUGCGCCACUAGCUGGAGAGCUGCUGUCGCCGUUUACCGGCUGCUGCUGUCCCGGGGAUCCAGUCCUGGUUCUCCGGAAUCUUCGGCGUCGAGGGCAAAGAUCCCUGAUAAAAUGUAUAAUUAAUGUUUUAAUUUGUGGCUCUCGAUCGAUCGGAGGCUGACUUUCUGUCAACUUGGCUUCGGAACUUUGACUUGUGUUUCUAGUCGCUGCUGGCAAAGAAACCGAGAAACCACAAGUGAUUCAGUGUCACAAACUUCAUUGUUUCUGUCCACAAGAAGAGGAGAAAGAGGACACUUUUUAUCCUGAUUCUUUAAAAUAUCGAGGAUCCAUGAUGAGCAAACCCACCGGCUCAACAAGUGGCUGUUUGGAUAUUCUGAAUGUCAAAUCAAGUCGGAUUCUGGACAUCCCAUGUAAAGUGUGCGGUGACCGCAGCUCAGGGAAACACUAUGGUGUUUACGCCUGUGAUGGCUGCUCGGGAUUCUUCAAGAGGAGCAUCCGCAGAAAUCGGACUUAUGUGUGUAAAUCUGGCUCGCAGGGUGGUUGUCCCGUAGACAAAACUCACAGAAACCAGUGCCGAGCUUGUCGUUUGAAAAAGUGUCUGGAAGUGAACAUGAAUAAAGACGCCGUUCAGCAUGAGAGGGGGCCACGGACAUCUACAAUUCGCAAACAGGUCGCUCUGUAUUUCCGGGGCCACAAAGAGGUGAAUGGCUCCUCGGCACAUUUCCCCGGAUCCUCACUACCCGGUCCUCCUUUUUUCACCACUGUCACCCAGCUGGAGCCGCACAACUUGGAGAUGAGCACAGUAGCCACUACACCGGAAAGACAGGCCAUCGUGGGUCUAGCACAGCCAACUCCUAAGUAUCCCCACGAGGUCAGUGGCACCCCCAUGUAUCUGUACGAGGUGGCUACGGAGUCUGUGUGCGAGUCAGCUGCGCGUCUUCUCUUCAUGAGCAUCAAGUGGGCAAAAAGUGUCCCCGCGUUCUCCACCCUCCCUUUAUCUGAUCAGCUGAUUCUGUUGGAGGACGCUUGGAGGGAAUUAUUUGUUCUGGGCAUCGCGCAGUGGGCCAUUCCCGUGGACUCCACAACUCUUCUCGCUGUUUCUGGGAUGAACACUGAAAACACGGAGUCUCAGCGGAUGAACAAGAUUAUGUCUGAGAUUCAAGCGCUUCAAGAAGUGGUCACCAGAUUCAGACAGAUGCGCCUUGACGCGACCGAGUUCGCCUGCUUGAAAUGUAUCGUGACAUUCAAAGCUGUUCCUACGCAUGGAAGCACAGAAUUAAGAAGUUUCCGCAACGCCAGCGCUAUUGCUGCUCUGCAAGAUGAAGCCCAGCUCACUCUCAACAGUUAUAUACACACCAGGUACCCGACUCAGCCGUGUCGUUUUGGUAAGCUCCUCCUGCUGCUGCCGGCCCUCCGCUCUGUCAGCCCGUCCACCAUAGAGGAGGUGUUCUUCAAAAAGACCAUCGGCAACGUUCCCAUCACCAGGCUCCUGUCCGAUAUGUACAAAUCCAGCGAUAUAUGAAUUCUCACAAUCUGCCGGGGCGCGUGAGGAGGGGGAAAAAAGACUGGAGGCCCACGAGGAGACCCACUGAACAAUCAACACAGACUGUCAAAUCAUAGCAGGUGUAGCCACGGCACAAAAUCUCUUACGGGCUGUCUUAAUACAGCCUAUUUAGGCUUAGGCUCCACUGAACACAUCCGGAUCACAACUUUAGCCUGUUAACAGUUGCUCUAGUCAAGGAUUAGCAUGUACCUUUCAUUAGAGACCUGCCUGUCUGAUUCUGAAAACUGCAAUAUCUUGUGGCCAAAACAGCUUGCAGCGUUUAAAUGUCGCCUUAAGGCUCUGGAGAGCACCUGCCAAGCACGUUUCCUAAAGAAACGCUGUACAUUAAGACUUUUUUUGUUUUGAUUUUUUCCGAGUGUCUAUGAGACCAAUGAGCUUGACGACCAAUUCACCAUUUUAUUUCUGUUUUCAAUCCCAACGGAGGAAACCAAAAAAACAGAAGAAGAAGAAGAAGCAUCCGCGGGGAGAUGCGAGUCGCUGUUCCUCAAUUCGGUGCUGAAACCAAACGCACGGAUGAGGCGUCAGCUCCAUGAAGUAUUGUGGAGGACUCUUUAAAAAGGAUGCACUAUCUACCCCCCCCCCCC
Molecule: messenger RNA, 2382 nt
Organism: Pelmatolapia mariae (spotted tilapia)
Lineage: Eukaryota; Metazoa; Chordata; Actinopteri; Cichliformes; Cichlidae
Gene: nr2e1
Product: nuclear receptor subfamily 2, group E, member 1
Exons: 9
Coding region: 563-1756 (397 amino acids)
Biological process (GO): negative regulation of transcription by RNA polymerase II; anatomical structure development; cell differentiation
Molecular function (GO): nuclear receptor activity; RNA polymerase II cis-regulatory region sequence-specific DNA binding; zinc ion binding
Source: RefSeq, a predicted model, not a curated record